AUGAAGCAACUGGGAACUGACAUGCAUGAAGGCAUUCCAAAGCCUGCAAAUAAGUCUAAUUUGGUGCCUCGUAGAAGUCCGCCACCACCACCUUUAGCUGCAGAACCAGCUAGGAAUGUAUCACCACCAUCACUCAGUUCUGGGGUAGGUGGAGGCGGAGGUCCUCUGGGUGCUUUCUGGAAUACUCAGCAUGCAAAGGAUUCAGUUGUGGAGGACAACAGCAGGCUCAAAUUUGAUGAUGAAGUGACCAUCCAUAGCUCCUCAAGACCAGAUAGAAGUCGUACAGAGAGGCUUCCAGUUUCCCAUAAAAAUAGCCCUCCAAUAGAGGAAAAUCUCCAAGCUCGACCUAUCUUAAGAAAUGUGCAUCGAAAAUCUGUUAACCGGUCUGAGGAUGGCCCUUCAAAAGACUUUGAAAUCAAACUUUUUCAGGACGAUUCAGACGACGGCUGUAGUGAAAUAUCAAAAGGAUCAAAAUCAGAGAAUACACCUGGCUUCCAAAGUGAGGCUUUCAAUGCUUUUGUCACUGAAUUUGGUACCAAUAAACUUAACCCUGGAAGUAGUAGUAAAAAAUCAGGGAAGGAGGAUCUGUUAGAGGCUGAGAUAGAAAGGCUGAAAGAACAGCUGAAGCAAGCUAACAUGGAGAAGGCUGAAAUAACCUCCAAAUAUGACAAGCUAUCUGCCAUUUGCCGAUCACAGCGGCAGGAGAUACAUGAGCUUAAGCAAACUCUUGGUGUUAGAAGAACCCCAUCACCAAAUAGAGAUGCGUCCAAACAUCAGACUUCUCCUGGAGUUCAACCACCAACUGCCCCACCGCAGAGGGAGAAAGAAAGAACAGUUUGGGACCUCCCACACGGACCAUUAGAGAAGAGUUCCCCAAGUCCAGAUCCUAAGUUGUGGCAGGCCUUUGCCGAAGAUCCUAAGCCACAGACAACGCUUAUGAAUAACACUUCCAAAUCUGUUAGAACAAGAAAUGGUCACCAGCACAAACAGGCUGCUGAAGUUACCUCAGGUGCUAGCUCAUGGGGUUUUGGAACAGACAAUUUUAUGGCAGUUCCCGUCGCAAACUCUGAGAUAAACAUUCCCUUUACUGAAUUGAAUAAUUCUCAGCGCUUUGUUGAACCAAAGAGCGUUGAAAAAAAGUCAACCUCUCAACCUGCAGGAUGGGCUGGUUUCUAA
This is a messenger RNA of Ilex paraguariensis (yerba mate), 1176 nucleotides long. NCBI's taxonomy places the organism in Eukaryota, Viridiplantae, Streptophyta, Magnoliopsida, Aquifoliales, Aquifoliaceae. The record is from the annotation of a GenBank genome assembly.